Toxorhynchites rutilus septentrionalis is the source of this 2745-nucleotide messenger RNA. RefSeq lists its product as uncharacterized. The transcript has 2 exons. Lineage: Eukaryota; Metazoa; Arthropoda; Insecta; Diptera; Culicidae. The record is from RefSeq and is a predicted model, not a curated record. The coding region runs from base 1 to 2745 and encodes 914 amino acids.
AUGCAGUCCUCACCUGUACCAGCGCCACCGCCAAUUGUUACAACCAACGUGUAUGACAAGAGACCUGCCAACGACGUUCGAAGUGAAUUUAACGGUGUUAUUUCAUCAGCGUCACCACUGCCUAGCAACAUUUAUAACCAACGUGCGGUGGCUUCAACGAGCUCGGCUGUUCCAGUAUUUAACACACAACUAUCCACGUCAAUACGUCAGCAUAUCUUAUCGAGCGACCACCACCCUACACCUAAAUCAACGAGAACUCAAGGCAAUGCUGGCACGAAAGCUGCACAUACCAUAAGAACUGUAAACAUCGAUCGCCGUGCUGAGGACCAAUUGGUAUGGGUCUAUCUGACAGCCUUCCAUCCAACUACUUCGGAGAGCCAGAUCGCCGCACUGGUCAGCGAGUGCCUUGAGCUGCCGGACGUGUCACCGAAAGUGAUACAAUUGGUUCCAAAAGGGACGGACCUCAAUUCGCUCCGCUCCACGUUAGGCUAUAGACCAUCGGUUUGCCGUGUUGCUUUCGAAAUCAGUCAACGCCCUUCUGACGACGCAAGAUCCUCAACCUCCCCAGCUGAACCCAGUUAUUCUAACUCACUGCAAACGGUUGUGGAUACACCAGGACGCAAUGUGUACUGUGCUUCGGAAGCCCUGGAUCCACCCGACCCAGUCGAGCGAUUUGCUGGUUCCUGCAGUCGAAGUCGUCCUGGCCCUGCGGUCGAGGCUGGUGAAAGGGUUUUCCAGCCUGUGUUGACAGGCAAGUAUCUUAUUAUUCACGACGCUCCUUCUCUUGAUGCUUCGUCGAAUUGCAGCGGAAUACCACAGGUCAUUGGCGGAAUCUCUAUUCCCAACGUCGCUGAUGCCAACGGUUCAACUGUCCUCCUGUAUUACCAAAACCUUGGCGGAAUUAACACCUCGUUAGCGAAGUACGCGACUGCUUGCAGCGACGCCUGCUACGACAUCUACGCGUUUACUGAAACAUGGCUCAAUGACAACACUAUUUCAAGCCAGCUCUUCGAUAGUAAUUACGCCGUUUUCCGACAAGAUCGAUCACCCUCCAACAGCAACAAAAGGUCUGGUGGCGGAGUGUUGUUGGCUAUUCGUUCUCGCUAUAAGUCGCUGUUACUAUCCCCUCCCGAAAGCCUGACGGUUGAGCAAUUGUGGGUGUCGAUCGAAGCGGGCGACUCGACGCUCUACAUCUGUGUGGUGUAUAUUCCUCCGGAUCGUGUAAACGACAAUAUUCUUAUCGAAAUGCACUUGUCGUCGCUCGACUGGAUUAUCUCUCUUAUGGGCGCGAAGGACAGUUUGACAAUCCUUGGAGAUUUCAACUUACGUGAUGUGAGAUGGGAGCAGAACACCCAUGAUUUUUAUUUCCCUACAUCUGACUCAUCGACUGGACUCGCAUCCCGUAAUCUGUUGGAUGCUUAUUGCACUUCAAGACUCGGACAAAAGAGCGGAGUUAUGAAUCGUAACAACCGUAUGCUUGACCUCUGCUUUGUGGGUGAGGAAAUGUGUUCCAGUUGCUCCGUAAUACCAGCUCAUGCUCCGCUAGUGAAAAGUUGCAUACAUCAUCCCCCGUUGCUGGUCAGCAUUGAUAUUUGCGUACAAUGUGAUUACAAAGACACGACAGAGAGCAUAUACUACAACUUCGACAAAGCCAACUUCGACGAGAUGAACAAUUUCCUCUCAAACGUUAAUUGGAAUGAAGAAUUGGCCAAUCGCGACGUCAACGACGCGGCAUCAACGGUAUCGUGCAUCAUAAUCUAUGCCAUUGAUCAAUUUAUACCUGAGCGAACUAACCGUGUACCUCUUAAACCUGCAUGGUCGAACUCGGAGCUUAAGCGUUUGAAGACACGGAAAAGGGCAGCUCUUCGGGAACAUACCAAACUUCAUACCGAAUCCACGAAAACGCGUUAUUCCAAGGCUAAUUCGGAAUACAGACGAUUGAACGAUCAACUACAUCAAGCGCACCUAAGACAGCUCCAACGUCGUCUGAAAUCCAACCCUAAGAGGUUCUGGCAACACGUGAAUAGUCAAAGGAAGGAAACAGGGCUCCCCUCAACCAUGACUAACGGUGUAGUGAACGCUGCAACCAUUCCAGAUAUUGCAGAAUUAUUUCGUAAACAGUUCAGCAGCAUUUUCAGUAACGAACGAACAAACAGCCAGGACGUAGCAGCUGCAUCUCGCAACGUUCCUUUCUCAUCCUUCUCAAGUAGACCGUUUGCUAUUACGAGAGGAAUGGUUAUCUCAGCCGGCAGUCAACUCAACUGUUCGAGGGGUUCCGGUCCUGACGGUAUUCCGUCCUUGGUCCUGAAACGCUGCUUGAUUGCUCUAGCAACACCUCUAGCCAAUACCUUCAAUCUCUCCCUGAGGUCGGGUGACUUCCCAUCCUACUGGAAGGAAUCUUACGUUUUUCCGAUUCACAAAAAGGGUUGCAAAAGGACUGUAUCGAACUAUCGUGGAAUAGCCGCUUUAAGUGCUACGUCGAAACUUCUCGAGCUAAUUAUUCUCGAAGAAUUGGUUCAAAACUUCGCUCACUGCAUUUCGAUGGACCAGCAUGGUUUCAUGUCCAAGCGCUCAACGACUACCAAUUUAGUACAGUUCACUUCCUACAUCAUCCGUGAAAUUGAGCAAGGCCAUCAAGUAGAUGCUAUAUAUACAGACCUCUCUGCAGCAUUCGAUAAAAUGAAUCACGACAUUGCUUUGGCUAAGUAUGACAGGUUAGGUGUUCAGAACGACCUGCUUGCUUAG